AUGGGCCGAGACCCAAACAUAUGGUCAGAUCCAGAAAUGUUCAUGCCAGAGAGGUUUUUGGACGUGAAGAUUGACUAUAAAGGUCAAGAUUUCGAGCUUAUUCCAUUUGGUGCGGGAAGGAGGAUGUGUCCAGGAAGGAAUCUUGCUAGUAGAAUGUUACAUAUAAUAUUGGGAUCUUUGAUUCAUAAAUUUGAUUGGAAGGUUGUGGGAAAUAAGAGACCACAAGAGAUUGAUAUGGGAGAAAAGUUUGGGAUCACAUUGCAAAAGGCUGAACCACUCAGGGCUAUCCCUAUCAAACUAUGA
Molecule: messenger RNA, 303 nt
Organism: Lactuca virosa
Lineage: Eukaryota; Viridiplantae; Streptophyta; Magnoliopsida; Asterales; Asteraceae
Source: the annotation of a GenBank genome assembly